Astyanax mexicanus (Mexican tetra) is the source of this 4479-nucleotide messenger RNA. It is a transcript of the gene xkr8.3, whose product is annotated as XK related 8, tandem duplicate 3. The record is from RefSeq and is a predicted model, not a curated record. Lineage: Eukaryota; Metazoa; Chordata; Actinopteri; Characiformes; Acestrorhamphidae. Gene Ontology annotation, cellular component: plasma membrane. Gene Ontology annotation, biological process: phosphatidylserine exposure on apoptotic cell surface; apoptotic process involved in development; engulfment of apoptotic cell. Bases 294 to 1520 code for a protein of 408 amino acids. The transcript is spliced from 3 exons.
GUGCACUAGGGCGCCAUUUGAGACGCAGCCUUUGUGGUUCUACCGGGGAACAAGUUUAUGAAGCUAGUUGGGGAAAUACCGUUACGGAUUAGUUAUGUACCUAAUUCUAGGCAAUUAACUAAUAUAAUACCAUCUAAAAAUGUGCAUUUUACGCGUUUUGAGUGUUUUACGCCUGUUUAUGUGUACGCUAAAUGAUCUGUUUUAGUAGGUUACCGGUUAAAGUCCGGUGGUCGUAGCUGUUAGCUUAAGUUAACUUUAAAAAUGUGGCGGGGUCUGUAGUUAGUUAGUUAGGGAUGAAGUGUCCGUGUUUCCCCAGAUAUUCCUGGCUGGAUUUUCUCUUCGCUGUUGUGGGAGUUUGUACGUUUUUGUUCGAUGUUGGCUCGGACGUGUGGCUGGCCCGGGAGUUUUACCAGCGCGGAGAACUGUUCUGGUUCUCGGCGCUGCUCGGCUUCAUGCUGGUCUCCUCCGUUACAGUUCAGAUGUUCAGCUGGUUCUGGAUCCAGUACGACAGCCAGCUGGAAAACUACGACCUGGAGACAUCAAGCAGGAGGGUGUUUCUGUUUGGCGGCCCAAAACGGGUCAAACUCACCUGCUUCCUUCAUAUAUGUCAACUUGGCUUCCUCCUCAGGCACAUUUCAGCCAUCUGGCUGGGAUUCUGUGUGUGGUGGCGGCGAGAGAAAGGGUCUGAGUACGCAGUAUAUCUAACCCAUGACCUCAGCAUGCUCCGGCUUAUAGAAACGUUCUGUGAGAGCGCUCCUCAGCUAUCCCUUAUGAUUUACAUCAUGCUGCACACCAACCACGCCAGGACUAUCCAAUGUGUGAGUGCGAUCGCUUCCACAACAUCAAUAGCUUGGAUGGUGGUGGACUAUCAUCGCUCACUGCGCUCCUUCCUGCCUGACAAGAGCAAACAGGGAUGGCUCUCUUCUGCAGUUUACUUCCUGUGGAACCUGCUGCUCAUUGCCUCGAGAGUGGUCACUGUGGCCCUUUUCGCCUCCGUCCUCCCUUACUACGUCGCUGUUCACUUCUUCUGUAUUUGGCCUGUGUUUGUCCUCUGGGCUUGUCUGCAGGGGACCAACUUUAUGGACAGUCGCACUGGGGAAUGGCUGUACAGGGCCACUGUAGGGCUUAUAUGGUACUUCAGCUGGUUUAACGUAGCAGAAGGUAAGACCAAAGGGAGGAGUAUAAUUUAUCACUUGUUUAUAAUUACAGACAGUGGAAUUUUGCUCUUCACAUGGUGGUGGCUCAGGGAUCUGGAGAAAACGCAAUCAUACACCUUCUAUCUGCUCAUCUUCAUCCCCCUUUCAUAUAUCAUGGGUCUCCUGAUCAAAGCGCUAUAUUAUUGCUGCUUCCACCCAAAGCUGUGGCAGCCAGUGGACACAGGAAAAGUUCCAGAUGAUGCACCGGACACUAUAGUGGCUCUGAAUGUUUCUGUUGAAGCAGACACUUCCGACCAAGAGUUUGUAAACAGGAGAAUGGCCAAACAUGUCAAUAACUUUUACAGCAUGACGACGCAUGGCUAAGACAAAUGGCUGAGGAGAGAUGAGCAAAGUGAAGCAUGUACAUAGUGUCUGUUAUGAUUGAGUUAUUUGUAGUGUGCUGGAGUUUUUAUACUGUUACAAAUGUAGGUAAAAAGGGAAGUAUUUUAUGAGCAGGCAAGAUAAAAUUAACCUAGAUUAAGACUUAGACUAAAACAGAUUUCAAUUGCACCAUUCAUGCCAUUUUUUUUUAGAAACUGCUGCUAAACUGGAAAAAUGUUACAGAACACAUGCAAAAUAUCAUUUUAACAUAAUUUGUAAAAAUGCCUAGAUUUAAGAGUGAUAAUAAUUUAAUAUGACAUUUAAUAUGUAGUCUUUUCUGAUACAGUCCUCGCUCUGAUCACCAAUACAAACUGAGAUUUUUAAAACCAAAAAUAAUAUACUAUAUUAUUUUGGAGUCAGAGCCAUCUCAUGUCAGUAUUUGGCAUUCUUAGCAUAAUUUAGAUUUUCAGUGGCAGAAAUGAAUGCUGUUAAAAAAAAAAUAGUCACUUCAUCACAUUCUGUGGUAAAUGAAUAUGUUCAGAAACCUGUGGGUCAGUUUCUAGAACAGGGAUUAAGUCCAGGCAUAAGCUGUGUAGCUCAAUAAUUACUUAGGUUAAUCCUUGUCUGGAAAAAUGUCCUUCAGUGGUACAUGCUAAAAACAAACAAAUAGUAUAUAUUUGAGUUUAGUUACUAAAUUGUUUAUUUACUAAAAUUCUUAAAAAUAGAAGUAAAAUAGUAUAAAAUGUGCUUGUUUUAGUGCGGUGGACCGAUUCAAGCAAUCAAACAGUCUUGCUCCAUGGCAAAUAUUAUAGUAACUUCUGUAGAGAAGUUUAGAGAGGUUGUUAAUUGUAUGUCACCUUGAAUAAUCCCUGAAUCACUGGGGUCAGCACCCAGCCUAAUGUAGAGAUAGCAGUUUAGUCAGAUCAAAGCAUUAAUCAUGAGCUAAUAAUAAGUAUGAAUGUGUUGAAGAAAGGAUAAACACUAAGCAUUUUUCAACAUGAUCUCAGUAUCUGUAGUCAACUGUUGAUCCUCACAAACAACAGUGUUACAAAUAAAGAUGCACUGAAAUAAACAUUUAUGGCUGAAAUAAAACACAAGGAAAUAGUUGCACAAUGAAAACUAAGCCUUUUAUUAUUAUUAUUUGUUUUCCACAACUAAAUAAAUGUAAUAGCCUACAUCUAUUUGUCUUGCAUCUCACAGAAAAUGAAACUAAAUGAAAAAUAUUUAUUAAACAUUUAAUUUUUUAAUAUCUCUGCCGACAAACCAACACAACACAAUAUAAUGCAAUCAUACAUUUCUCAGCACUGCUGCUCUACUCAUAAUAUACUUUAGCUUUGCUACUCAAGAGAGACAUCCAGUUACGUGCCAUCUAUUCAUAAAUGUACUUUAUGAAAACAGUUACAGGUUGAUCAUACAUGUCCCUCAGUAGUGCCAUUCUUAUAAUAUAUUUACCUCAGCAGUGCUAAUCUAGUUAUGUCAUUUGAAAUUUACACAGAGAAAAGCAACCAGACUUUAGGCAAACAAACACAUGCUAGCUAGCUAACGUUACUAUUCUACAAUCUUAGAUAUUUACAGUUUGUACCUUUAAGCUGGAAAACAGACUGUUUGUGUAGAGGUGUUAAACUAAAUAGAGUGAUGCCAAGCGCAUAAAUGACACUGAACUAGAUUUAAUUUAAUUUUUGCAAGUACACUGCAAUAUGACUUAAAAUAAGUUAUUGUUCACUAUUAGUGUUUUCACCUAUUCAGCUGAACAGCGAAAGUACAUUUGCCGAUAAUAAUUUUUUGGUUGCCAAAUAUCUAUAAAGUGUAUUUUGUCUGGCACCUAAUUUUUUGUACUGUAACUAAACACCGAGAGUUUAAUGUGUGUGGUAAUGACUGUGUGCUACAGUUGUGGCUGAUAAAGCAAUUAAAUCUGAAUGCUGGAGUAACUUUCUAUAAAUAAAUAAUAACCUCAACGCACUUAGUAGGGUUAAGAACACAUUUCAGGUUUGAGCACAUCUGUGGUAUUCUGUAAAAAGUUUACAGUUUGUUUACAUUUUUAAUGUUACAUGUUGCUAUUUUUGUAUAUUUGAUCCUUAUUGCUGUAUCCUUAUAUUAACUCUUAGUGAGUUAAUAUAAAAAUGUCUCAGAAUUGCUAGGUUUACAGGUUAAGGACACAUUGGCCCAAGCAUGAUAUACUUUUAUGUCAAAAAGAAAAAAAUAAAUGUUUUUUAUGAUGAGCAAAUACCUGCUUAUUUAUCCACCCAUGAUGAUGUAUUGUUAGUUUGUAAAUACCAACACUUAGGCCUUUCACGAUAAUUAUAUUAUCCACUUAUUGUACAAUGGACCUCUAAGAAUAAGCAGUGGUUCCUGGCAGGGUGUGGCUAAAGUGCAUUAGUUCAUUAAACCAGUGAUGGAUAUCAGGACAUUAUAGGUUGAAUUAAAUUUUUUAUAUUUUGCUGUACGAUUUCUGUUUGUCCGAGAUCAAACCUGUUUCACUUUUAAGCUAAGUGUUGAAGCAUCAAGCGCUGAUGGAGGCACUACAUCAGACUGUUGAAUAUUUCAUGGCAUGCUAUUGUUUUUAAUGUGGGUUCCUGCCUCUUUAUUUUUUGUAUAUCUUUAUCCUAUCUGCAGCAGGACAGAAAGCCAGAUCUUUUUCCAUGUGGAAAGUUGUGCUGCCUUUUAUAUAUGGGUUGUUUGACCUGAAUGUUAUUAAUGGUUAUUUAAAUUUAUACUGCUACAUUUGAAUGUAAAUUAUUUGUUGGAAAGUUUGUUACACAUCAAAGAUGUUACAAUGUAUUCUUGAUUUUGUCACAGUACACAGCACUACAUUAAGCCUAGAAUAAGAUGACCUAUACAGGUCAGUUGCUGUCACACAAAAAUAUUGUAUUUUAUGUUCUUUAAAUUGUAUCACAAUUGCAUGAUAAAUGAUAGAAAAUAGAAAAUAUCAAAUAAGAAUUUCUAAAUAAAAUCUUGUAUACUG